GAAGUACUCCAUCAUCGGCACGUAUCAGAACGGGAAAAACCACAAGGGCACAACGACGGCGAAAACUACUAGAAGAGGAGGAUCAAAAAAUGACGAUUUGCGACGUGCGUUGCCGUUGUAAGAACAGCACAACAAGAACAUGUAAUCUUCUACUUUGGAAGAAGAACUACGCAGUCGAGAUAUUAAGUAUAUAUGUUGGUCUUCCUGAUCCACCUCUUCGAACUCCUGUUACAAGACACAGCCCACUUCUUUAUAGGAUACAAUAUAGAAGUAGAACUUGCCUAUAUCAUCUUCUUGUUGACGUGGCAGAGUGAAGUAAGUAGUUGCUUGUUUAUUAUAUCUUGAAGCAGAGUUGUUCGAGUUGUCCUCGUGGUCCUAUUCCUCUUCUUGCUGGUGUAUUUUCUCCAACCCGUAGCAGAGUUCUCGUGGUCCUAUUCCUCUUCUUGCUGGUGUAUUAUAAUCUCCUCCAACCUGGUGGCAAAGAUGGAGUUUUCUUUUUUCUAGUUAGGUCUGCUCCGCCACAAAUAUACAUCACAAUGAAAAUAAUGAACCAACAAAAUUCAGAAUUAUCAGAUUGCUAUUGAACUUACUCCAGCUCCACCAUUACAUAGUGUCGUCCCCCGAAAACGAAACCCAAACACGACGUGAAGAAGAGCCCCUUCUUGUGACGAUGUAAAGGUUGAAGCAAAAAGAUUAUUUCUGACCCCAGAUCUUCUAUUGUAUACAACGGACGACAUUAAUUUUAGCAGUCGUCACAUCAGACGCACAUACUAGAUAGGUCUAUUAAUCGUCCCACCACGUAACACGUUCUAAAAACACGAAAAAUUUUUUAUGAAAUAAAGCAAGAUGAAGAACUAUGACUAGUAAUAUGUACUAACAAGAAGAAGAUGAAUGUUGUCUACUAGCUGAUCAUGAAGCAAGAUGAAAGCAAACAU
This is a messenger RNA of Amoebophrya sp. A25, 935 nucleotides long. NCBI's taxonomy places the organism in Eukaryota, Dinophyceae, Syndiniales, Amoebophryaceae. The record is from the annotation of a GenBank genome assembly.